CUCUUCACAAGAAUUUUCUUAGAAUUAGAGACAACGCCGAGAAGAGGAAACCUUUGCAACCCUUUCUCCCGGAAGAAUGUAUUUUUUGGUGAUCCUGGCUUUUCUAGGACGAAUUACGGGUGAGACUUUCUUUCGUCAUUAUGAAAAUGGAAAUUUCACACUUAAGUGCAAUGGAACAGUGGCUAAUGAGAAGGAAACAAUUUGGUAUGAAGCUGAAGAAUCUCUGCAAGAAUUCCAAGUAAUCAACUACUGCAGUAAUCAACAGCCCAAAGUAAUCAAUGGACCAAACAAAUGCUCUGAUAAAACAAAGUGUACAAACCAAUUAUCAACUUCUGAUUCCAAAGGUGGUGGGGUAUUUGCAUGCGAGCAAUUUAUAAAUACUGGAACGUCACAGACUUGCCCACUUUUUACCAAUGUGACUCACUGCAGACAUUAUAACUUUUUUAUUGUGGUGAUAAUAAACAUGACCGCAGAUAAGGAGACAUUUGAGACCAUUCCGUCAAAAUCACACGAUAAUCAUUUAGUAGAAGAAGAAAGUAACAUCACUCUCUCUUGUGAAUUUCAAAUGAAGCAACCAAAACAAACAUUUGUUAUAUAUUGGAUCAAAUAUACAGAAACAAGCAAAUGCCUGUUUUCUGCUGCGAGAGAGCAGUAUACUUUGUCGUAUAAUACACAUUGCUGUAUUGAUGAGAUGAUCGAAGGACGACUAGUGAACUAUACAAGCUUAGAUUCAGAAGAGAAACAUGUAGUCCAUAAUAUGACCAUCUUGAAUGUUACUGACUCUGACAGUGGAACUUAUUUAUGUGUUGUAAAUUCCUGGGCAAGAAAUAAACAUGUGUGGAAGAUUGCAAAUAACCUUUCUAUAGAAGUGAGGAAUCAAGCCAUUCCAUCCUCUGCUUCUGUGACAUUGUAUGCCGCCACAGGAUUGAUCGUAGGGAUUAUUAUCAUCAGUGGGAUAGCGUGGUUGAUCUAUAAAAAGAAAAUCAAAUCAAAAGGCAAGCCACCUGCACAACUUCCCAGAGCUCAGGCUGCUCUUGAAAUUUCUGGAGAUGAAUGUUCCCCGUACGCAGUGAGCAGCAGCAAAGACUUUCAAAGAAAUGAAGUAUUGUAUUCACUUGCAACGAGCCCAUAUGAGGACCCAAAUGCAGCCUAUUGUACAGUGGGUAACACUGCAACAUCUGGCAAGGGGACAGGAGAUGAAAUUCAUACAGUCUAUGCAGUGGUGCCACAAUAGCUGUUCCUGAGCUGGAGAAUGGAUGUCGGUUUGAAAAUGACUAUCAACUUUUGGCUGAUUUUAGGGGGGAAAAACCAACGUAGUAGCCUUGACUACCCAUUUUUGACUAUUCAAUGAGCUAUAUUACAAAAUAUUAUGGAGCAGGUCCUCUACUGGAAUAAAUUCUCAUAGGUCCAUUAUGAAGCUAUGACAGUUUGCACCAGAGGAACAUAGGAAUUGUAACACUCAGACCAUUGGUUCAUUUAGUUCAGAAUCCUGUCUCCAGCAGUGGCCUUCACCAGGUAUGUCAGAAGCAGAUGCAAGAGUCCCCAUAAUGGACAAUUAUGGCACAACUUGUUCACAGGGGAAGUUUCUUCUCAACACCUAUCAGCUACAGAUUGGCUAUACCCUGAAGGAAGAGGGUUUUAUAGCCCUCAUACAUCUUAUCCUAUCUAACGUAACUUUAUCCUUAGUAUAUGAAAACCUUUAUAAAUGAACGAUUGCUUUAGGAACAAAGAUCUUUAUUUUCCUCCAGUUUUACACUGGUGUAAUUCUGUUGGAUCCAUUGGUGAUACUCCUGCUUUACAUUGGUGUAAGUGAGAAAAGGAUCAGAUACUUAGACACUCAGGUAUGAUUACUAGAGUAGGAAGAAUCAGUUAAGGACACUAUUAGUCCCUACUGUAAGUUUUUCUUCUUUAAAACAGGCACAUUGGAUAUAAUGUUGUGGAGGGAGACUGGGGUCCUUUAUGUAUCUCCAGAAAAGGUGCAGCACAAACCAUGUUCCAGGAAUCAGGGCCGGCAGCAGGGCCACUCUCCUAGGAACCUAACAAAAACAGUUGGCCUGUAGUUGGCUGCCUGAUUGACUACACCGCCUGAUUGGUUUGAAGAGUCUGCAGCCCAGCACUUAAGCCCAGCAGCAGUUCAGUGUCUCUUCAAAUCAUGUACUCAUGGCUGAGCUAGCUCCUGUGUGGGUUUGUUCUAGCCCUGCCCCACUUCCACUAGGCAUGACUGCCCAUGUCCUGGCCACUGACACCACGGCAGUGCCACUGUCCUCAUAUAAGCUUUUUAGUCAUCACAAAGGUGAGAGGAACCUCUGCUAGGAUGAGAGGAUAGGUGUAUCUCUGUGCAUAUUUAAAUCUUAAAUCCACUGGAAUGUCCAUAUUCUCCAUUUACUUUCCCCUGCCCACCUCAAAAGCUUGGCACUGAGUGAAGUGAUCCUCUUUCAAGGGUCCGUUGGCUCCAUUCUGGAUGCUCAGAUGGGAUGUCUUUGCAGGGGUGCUGGAACAAUUUGUAUAGUGGGGGUGCUGAAAGCCAUUGAACCAAACUGUAAACCCUGUAUAUAAUGGAAACUACUACUCCUUCAAGCCGGGGGUGUGGCUGCACCCCAGGCACCUCUAGUUCCAGCACCUAUAUGUCUUUGUAGUGUUCCCAUCCCUUGUUGAUCUGGGUAGGGUGACCAGAUAACAAGUGUGAAAAAUUGGGACACUUUAUUUUUUGGAGGAGUGGCCUAUAGUUGCCUGUAUAAGAAAAAUCCCCUAAUAUCAAGCUGUCUAGUUACCCUAGGUAUGGGGAAUUUCGGGCCUGAACUUGGACACUGUGGUGCAUUGCAUAGCUACAAGCUCACCCAGAUGGCUUUGGUGGUGCAUUCUGGAAUAAAAUAGGCUGUGAUCUACAAUUCUCAUGUUAGCCUAUUAAACAGGCUUUGGAUUUGUAAUGAUUUCAUCACUACCAAUGUGAGCUGGAUUAUUCUACACCGUGUUUCUGAAAACUAGUAUGUCCUUGUAUCCUACCUUUGUUUUCCUUUAUAUAAAGGGUACUACACAGGCUACUGAGCUAUAAAGGCCAUACACACCAAGAGGUUUUAAUGAUAUUGUGCUAACCACAUGAGGGAAGGUUGAGUAGCUCUUGCUGUGAUGUGUAUGUGUAAUUUUUAGCUUUAUUCACCAACUUCCUGUCUUGUGUUUUUUACCUAGUUGAAGGAUAUGAACAGGAAUAUCAUGGCUUUCUAAAAAAAUCAUAUAUAAAAUAUGUCUUCCCUUCUACAAUUUUAUAAAAAAAUAAUCGGAAAGAAAGAAAACAGGAGGAAAUCUUUACAUGUUUUUCUAACUUCCAGGUUGCUUUUUAAACAACUGUUAAUAGUUUGUAUUUGGUGACAGGGUAAAUUGGUCAAAUAUCAUAGGGUGAAUUUAGCCCAAAUCCAAAUGGUUAAUACUAUAAAACAGUGGUCAGCAACCUGUGGCCUGCGGGCUGCACACAGCCUGUCAGGAUAAUCUGCUGGCGGGCCGCAAGACAGUGUUUACAUUGAACAUCUGCAGGCCUGGCCGCCCUGCAGCUCCCAGUGG
Molecule: messenger RNA, 3555 nt
Organism: Gopherus evgoodei (Goodes thornscrub tortoise)
Lineage: Eukaryota; Metazoa; Chordata; Testudines; Testudinidae
Exons: 8
Coding region: 77-1234 (385 amino acids)
Source: RefSeq, a predicted model, not a curated record